GAAACUGCUAUGUCUGGACUUUAUACAAUUACGCGCAGGGAGUUGUGUAUGGCUAAAAUACUAAAGAGAGUUUCCUUUGCAAUUAUGUAUAAUCUAGCUUGCAUCCAUAUACCGCAAACUUUAUCAUGCGUAAUUCGGACGGUCCGCUUUGGGUUGAAUACUUAACAGCUAUGCUAAAUGAUGCUGAUCUAUAUACCUUUGCCCGUGUCGGUGCAACUGUCAAUAAUUCUCUUGUCUUUAGGCCUCAGCCUGACUUUUCCGGUCAAGUCUAUCGAUACACGCUCACAGAAGAUACUACUGAACCAAAAUACGAUAAGCUUUACUUCAUUUGGUUAGGGGGAAAUGAUAUAGCCGAGCUUUACAACAACAAAAAGUAUCCCAACAAUAACGUGGAAAGAGAUCGCAUUCUGAAUGAUACUCAAUUUACAAUUAGAUAUAAUUUGGAAAAGCUAUACGAGACCGGAGCUCGAUAUAUUAUUUGCUUGGGUGUGAAUCCAACACAUCUUUAUCCAGCGAAUAAUGACAAAACAGAGGAAUUCAGACAGUCUUACAAAGAGUCAAUCAUGAAAUUUAACGAACGAUUACAAACGAACAUAGAGGAUCUAAAUAGCAGACAUAAUGAUUCGAAAGCAGUUUUCUUUGAAACAUACAAACUAUUCUAUUCGUUUUUUCCCGAGCAAACUAUAAUGGAAAAUUCAAAGUGGCAUUGCAACUACAGUGCAAUAUGCAAUGGGUAAGGUAUACCGACUGUACAAACUUUCUUUAACAAAAUUUUGACAUUUGAAAUUGAAUACGUACGCAUAGAAUUUACUGGGAUAAAGCACAUUAUUCCACUUUUGUUCACGCACGCAUAGCGCAAGCACUCUAUGACCAUAUGUUUACGCUUGAUUGGUAUUAAGAAAGAUAAAGUGGGGGGGGGGAAGAUGUUGGAGUGUCUACUACGUUGAUCCAUCAAUAAAAGACUGUAAUACGAAUGUAAACCGAUCACAGAGAACUACAAGGAUGUCUUAUC
Mycotypha africana is the source of this 1012-nucleotide messenger RNA. RefSeq lists its product as uncharacterized. Bases 126 to 737 code for a protein of 203 amino acids. Lineage: Eukaryota; Fungi; Mucoromycota; Mucoromycetes; Mucorales; Mycotyphaceae. Gene Ontology annotation, molecular function: hydrolase activity, acting on ester bonds. The record is from RefSeq and is a predicted model, not a curated record. The transcript has 4 exons.